CUUUUUCGUGAAUAGGAAUAAGGAAUAUGUAAUUAGCUAUCGGCGAUUUCGCUUCUUAUCGCAUCCUAUGUGCAAGGCUCAAGGAAACGCAUAGGGAAUAGGGAUUGAAUUGGCUGCGACGCGGCGCAGUGGUGAGGGCUGACCGGUGGUUGGUCGAUGGCGGCUUGGGAAGAUUUUUGAGGUUAUACCAAGGAUAUUGUCCGGCGAGGAUCGGGUUUCUAAUCGCGGGUUAUACGCGCGGGCGACCAUAGGUCGGCACUUCGGCAGACACGUUUCGUCGUCGCGAGCGAAGAGACGUGGUAUCCCAGACGUGGUCUCGAGUGACGCACAGCCGCAGCCAGUUGCAGCGACAACAGCAGCAGCAAACCCCCCUCGUUGACGUGAAUUCGGCAUUCACGUUCGUUAUACGUACGGCAAAGUGGACUCGAUGUCGAUAAUAUGUCGGCUACAAACGACAUUAGGACGACGCGGAUGCACAGGAUGGCCCGUCGGGCCGUUUGACGAUUAUUUAUGAAUUCACGGAGGGGUCUGAAAAGAAGGUGUCCACGGUACAACAACAUGGUGAAGGAGAAGGCGAAUUCGAUCCGCAUCUACGAUUCCGAGGGCUACAGACGUAGAGCUGCCUGCAUCUGCGUCAAAAACGAUCUCGAGGACGAGGUACUAUUAGUUACAUCUAGUCGAAGACCCGACAGUUGGAUAGUACCAGGCGGCGGUGUGGAACCUGAGGAGGAACCAUCUGUCACGGCUCUUCGCGAGGUCCGGGAAGAGGCUGGCGUUCUAGGACAAUUAGGCCGUUGCCUUGGAACAUUUGAGGUUAUAACCCAUGAUAACACAGAACACAAACACAGAACGGAAGUGUGGGUUAUGCGAGUGACCGAGGAAUUGCCAGAGUGGGAGGACUCGCGUGCUAUCGGUCGGAAGAGAAAAUGGUUCACCAUACCGGAGGCCCUGCUGCAACUUGGCCAGCACAAGCCCGUCCAGCGCUCUUACUUGCACAGCCUCCACAAUACUAAUCCUCGACAUAAUCCCACCUCUCAGCUGUCCAACCAUUCGCACUCCACGAUGGCAUCUAUCGAGCUAAUGAAUAACUCUAGUAACAAUUCACGUUUAAGUGAACACAGCUAAUAUCGUCGUGAAUCAUCCAUUUCUAUCGAAAAUUCUAUCGCCAUGAAGUCUCGCUGUUACUCCUCCUUUCUCCCCUUAAGGGAAUUUCACGGUAACAAUUUACUCUCUGCUGUGUUUUAUACAUAUAAAUUUAUAUUACCUACGCUUAUCUUUAUUAUCAUGAUAUUAUUCUUAGGUUAAUUAUUAUUAUUAUUAUUAUUGUAUUAUGUUUACUUAUAUAGAUUGUUGAUGAUAAAUUGUUUCAUAAAGAAACACUUUCUUUUUUGUAGACAGGUUCUCAUUUCUGAUGUGAUUUUUUAUCGAAUGUGCGAGAAGAAUAAUUAAGUCAAUGGUUUCAUUAUUAUAUUUAGUGUUUGUGCCUAAUAUAUACGUAGAAUGUCAUACACAUGAUCCUUUUCCAUGCAUCGCAUAGCCUGGCUCCAACACAGUUGUGCGAAUAUCUUGGUAACUUUUUCUACAUUUUCUCAAGAGGCGAAGAGAGAAAAAGUUAUGUACUUGUUAGCAUACGGAUGAUAAAUUAUGUACUUUGUAUAUUAACUUCUUGAAUAAAUUUUGUAAUGAUUUCUGCAAAGUAUAUAAAGAAAA
Molecule: messenger RNA, 1710 nt
Organism: Formica exsecta
Lineage: Eukaryota; Metazoa; Arthropoda; Insecta; Hymenoptera; Formicidae
Gene: Aps
Product: diphosphoinositol polyphosphate phosphohydrolase 1
Exons: 3
Coding region: 511-1125 (204 amino acids)
Biological process (GO): diphosphoinositol polyphosphate metabolic process; diadenosine hexaphosphate catabolic process; diadenosine pentaphosphate catabolic process
Cellular component (GO): cytoplasm; nucleus
Molecular function (GO): endopolyphosphatase activity; diphosphoinositol-polyphosphate diphosphatase activity; bis(5'-adenosyl)-hexaphosphatase activity
Source: RefSeq, a predicted model, not a curated record